This is a messenger RNA of Thecamonas trahens ATCC 50062, 5389 nucleotides long. RefSeq lists its product as uncharacterized. The transcript has a single exon. Bases 38 to 5374 code for a protein of 1778 amino acids. Lineage: Eukaryota; Apusomonadida; Apusomonadidae. The record is from RefSeq and is a predicted model, not a curated record.
CGCACCAACGCCGGCCCCGACGCCCAACUUUAGCAGCAUGUCGUGCAUGGAGGUCGGGAGCCAGGGCAUGCGGGUGUACUGGCAACCGAUCACCGGUACUGACACGACAAUCACACUGGGUAUGUCUGUGCCGUCGAGCACGGGCUGGGUCGGCAUGGGCUUUGUACCGUCGUCGACGUCGAUGGCAAACGGCGACUUUGCGUUUGCGUACGUGGACGGUGCAACGCCAUACCUUCUGGACACACACCGCGGGGCCGGAUCCGGUCCUGUGGCCGUGGACACUGUCGGUGACUACACAGGUACGACAGUGAUGAAUUUUGGCGGUGUGCUGCAGGCGCAGUUUACACGUGCGCUUGUGACCGGCGAUAGCCAGGACCGCGACAUUGUGGCCGGCCCGAAUCUGGUUGCGUGGGCGUUUAACUCUGCAGCGACGCCGUCGAACCCGCCGACCGGUAGCGACUACCACACGGCGCGGGGAACAGAGAUGAUCGACUUUACUGCUGUGAUGUCGUGCAGCGGCGGAACGAGUGGCGGAACGAGUGGCGGGACGAGCGGCGGCACGACGGGUGGAGAGCCCACGCCUCCGCCUACUCCGAGCCCGCCUCCACCGAGCCCGCCUCCCACACCCGCGCCGACACCUGCGCCGACACCUGCGCCUACUCCUGCGCCCACCCCUGGUACCAUUCUUUCUGGCCUGUCGUGCAUGGAGGUCGGCAGCCAUGGCAUGCGCGUGUACUGGCAGCAGAUCACCGGCGCGAGCUCGGAGAUCAUGCUUGGGCUCUCGGUGCCGACUGACGUCGGCUGGGUCGGCAUGGGCUUUGUACCGUCGUCGACGUCGAUGGCAAACGGCGACUUUGCGUUUGCGUACGUGGAUGGUGCAACGCCGUACCUUCUGGACACACAUCGUGGGGCCGGAUCUGGUCCUGUUGCCGUGGAUACUGUCAACGACUUGACGGAUGUGACGGUGAUGAACUUUGGCGGUGUGCUGCAGGCGCGCUUCACACGGGCGCUUGUGACCGGGGAUGGACAGGACCGCGACAUUGUGGCCGGCCCGAAUCUGGUUGCGUGGGCGUUCAACUCUGCAGCGACGCCGUCGAACCCGCCGACCGGUAGCGACUACCACACGGCGCGCGGAACUGUGACGAUCGACUUUACGGCUACAUCGUCAUGCGCAGCGACGCCCGCGCCAACGCCCGCGCCAGUUCCGACUCCGGCCCCGACUCCGGUCCCGACCCCGCCCCCGACCCCGGCCCCCACUCCGGCCCCGACCCCGGCCCCCACUCCGGUCCCCACUCCGGUCCCGACCCCGCCCCCGACUCCGGCUCCGACCCCCAGCUUCAGCACCAUGUCGUGCAUCGACGUCGGCACUCACGGCAUGCGUGUUUACUGGCAGCCGAUCACCUCUUCCGACACCCUCAUCACUUUGGGUAUGUCGGUUCCGGCGAAUACCGGCUGGAUUGGGCUCGGCUUUGUCCCCUCAUCAACCUCGAUGGCGAAUGGCGACUUUGCGUUUGCGUACGUGGACGGUGCAACGCCGUACCUUCUGGACACACAUCGCGGGGCCGGAUCUGGUCCUGUGGCCGUGGAUACUGUCAACGACUUGACGGAUGUGACGGUGAUGAACUUUGGCGGCGUGCUACAGGCGCGUUUCACACGGGCGCUUGUGACUGGCGAUAGCCAGGACCGCGACAUUGUGGCCGGCCCGAAUCUGGUUGCGUGGGCGUUCAACUCUGCAGCAACGCCGUCGAACCCGCCGACCGGCAGCGACUACCACACCGCACGCGGAACGACUAUUAUCGACUUUACCGCAGUGGUCUCAUGCAGUGGGACGCCUUCGCCGACGCCGGCCCCGACGCCUGGUCCAACACCGGCACCUCAUACCUGCGCCGGCACUGCUGUCAUCAACUCGGGUACGUCAGGCACCAUCAUGAUGCCGGCUCCGUACUCGAGCUCGACGUACUACAGUUCGAACCUUGACUGCUCGUGGCUGUUUGGCUUCCCACCAUCUACCGCUAUUGCGCUCACGGCGACCGAGUUCAACACCGAACUCAACCACGACUUCCUCACCCUCUCGACUGGCGAUGCCUACUCUGGCACUACGCUGCCGUCGCUGCCGACUAUCCCUGGUGACGGAAGCCUGCGGUUCACCUCAGACACCGAUGUCGCCGGCCACGGCUUUGUCGUUCACUGGAUGAUAACCACACCGGCCCCCACACCCAUGCCGACGCCUGCACCGACACCGAUGCCAACGCCCGCCCCGGCGCCGCCGGAAACUGUUCCUUGCGCUGGCACUACCAUCGUGCCGUCCGGCUCGACAGGCACCAUAUCCAUGCCCUCACCGUACUCGUCGACUGGAUCCUACACGCCAAACCUGGACUGCACCUGGCAGUUUGCUUUCCCGCCGUCGACUACCAUCACGCUCACAGCGACCGAGUUUGAUACCGAGGCCGGCCGCGAUGUCCUCACCCUUUCCACCGGCGACUCGUUCUCUGGCAGCACCCUGCCGACACUCCCGUCACUCCCGGGCGAUGCCAGCUUCCGGUUCAUCUCGGACGCCAGCGGUCAGGGAUCUGGUUUUGUCAUCGACUGGGUGGCAACUCCGGCCACGCCUGCGCCGACGCCCAUGCCGACGCCUGCGCCGACGCCUGCGCCGACGCCCUCGCCAACGCCCGCGCCAACCCCGGUGCCACCGGCCACGCCUACCGCACUGCCGGUCACUGUCGAUGGCCUUGUGGAUGACUGGACUGGAUUCCAGCUGCCGUUCCAGCUGCACUACAUCGAAGAUCCCGAGGACGACGGUCGUCUCUCGCAGCUGCCGCUCGAGUACUCAGUUCCAAUCGAUGAGCCGAGCACCGACUUUGACAUUCUGCGCUACGUGUCGUCGCCAGAAGUCGAGGCUACUGCCGCAGCUGUCUCGGUGCGUGGUCCCAUCCGCCGUGGCGGAACGUCGACCACUCAUCAUGCCAUAUACUUUGCGCCCAAGGCACCGACGCUCCCGUCGGCAGGCAUGGAGAUUGUGCCUGACACCUAUGCCGUUGCCAUGAUCUACAACGGUGUUGGUUAUCUGUACUCGGGCCUGGAUCUCUCGAACGACUGGGCCUGGGCGCGAAUUGACCCCGACCUCUACUCGCAUACCGUCCGCGACGACAUCACCGAAGUCUUGCUCCAGCACGAGGCUUUUGCCUCGCUCUUGCCGACCAACACCGAGAUGGAGGUCCAUGCCGAGCUGCGCACCGACUCGAGUACCCUCGGAGACCUCUCCGACGACGUAGUCGACUACGUUCCUGACCGCAAUGCCCCGCUGCCGCGCGCACCGCCGCCGCCGGGCAACCCGUCGGACACAGGCUCGACCCCACGUCUUGCGCUCGACAUAGACGGCAUUGAUGCCGAAUGGUCCGCCCUCGUCGCCACUCCGUCGUUACCAAACAUGGUUGUCUCUGUCAUCCCCGACACCGAGAAUGACGGCAUUGACGCUGGCACCGUUGCCUCGCGGAACCAGCUUCCGGCCGAGAACGACUAUCGCGAGAUGAUCCUUGCCAUCGACGACUUCACGGUCGCGCUGUUUGCGGUUACCCACGCUGCUACGGGCGUGCCACACACGCCAACCACCCACCAUCGCAUUUACUUUGUUACGGAUGCCCCACGCGCCGGUUACACCCUGCGCCAGGGCGAGGUGGCCGUCGCCAUGAUCGACGAUGGCAUUGGCUAUGUCUACAAGGGCACUGGCAUCUCAUCGACGAGGACUUGGACGCCGCUUCCAUACCCGUCAGCCCUCUACGGCGCGGUCGAAAACGGCAACGCCGUCGAAGCCUUUAUGGUCACCCGCGUUUGGGCCCAUCUUGUCGAGAACGACGCCGUUGUCACGCCUGUCCUCAUGCUCAUCGAUGCUGCUACCGACGUUGUAGACAUUGUUCCCAACCGCGCUGCAGGUGCUCCCGACGCACCGCCGCCGCCGCCGACCGUCACCGCCACGAGCGGGACGGGGGCAGGCUCGCCUCCGCCGCCGCCCGACACAGGUUCGGCGACUGCCACCGGCGUCGCCGCAGUCUCGACUGGUGGCGCGAACUCGGGGAGCGAUGAUUCGAUCUUCUCGAUCUCGUCGUCCAACAUUUGGGGUCUUCUUCUCUUCCUCCUGUCACUUCUUUGCUGCUGCUGCCUCCUUCUCCUGCUCCUUCUCCUCUGUCUCCGCCGUCGGCGCGAAGAGAACGUGAGCCGGACCGAGGAGCACCACAUCCACAUCGAGAACUCGCGCCGCUCGCAUCGCUCAUCACAUCUGUCGUCGGCCAAGUCGGCAGACUCUCAACUGAGCACACCGCGGCGUGUGCCGCCGCAACCGCCGCGGACACCCGCUGCACUUGCCGCGCCGCAGACGGCCGCGGCACCGUUGCCCAUCACCUCGUCGCCGCCGCCGCCAUCGUCCUCGUCGCUGCCGUCCGACCUGUACUCGAGCUACUACUCGAGCGACAUCUCCGACAUUCCCGCCACGGCCUCUCCAGGCAAGUUCCAGAAGACCGUGGUUACCAAGACCGUGACCCGACGGGUCGCACCGAGCGUCUCUGCCGACGGCGAGGUGGUGCCGGGCAAGUCGUACACGGUGGUGACUCGGUCGACGUCUCCGGAUGGCGCAGGCCGAAGCACGACGCGCUCCAAGGCGUCUAUUAAGGACUCGAUGUCAGACUCGGCUAUCAGUGACCAAGACAAUGACAGCGUCCGAGACGUGCCAGUGCAGACCCGCUCGCGCUCACGCUCGCGUCCGGCUGCCACCCAGACAACCUCGCUCGAGUGGAGCCCGAACUCCUCAAUCGCGGCCAUGUCGCUCCAGGACGGCCGCAGCGAUCCCGAGGCUGCUGCUGCCGCUGCCGCUGCCGCGCGGUCUCGGUCACGGUCGCGGCCACCGCUGGCGCUGCACGAGCGGGAGCUCCUCGCGGCCAUAUCGGAGAACGCCCACCGCGAUGUGGCAGUGUCGAUGGACGACGACGGGUUUGACGAUCCAUGGGCGCCGGCCCACUCGCUCCCACCUCGCCCGUCUCGCUCGCACAAGACACCCGCACACCCGCACACACACUCUCGGUCGCGAUCGCGGUCUCGGUCGCAGUCGCGGCCAUCGUCACUGAAGCCGAAACGGUCGCGCCGGCGGCGGUCGCGGACACCCGCAGCGGACCGCCCUCUCUACGACGGAGAGCCGCUCGAGCUUGUCUCACCGGAAGAUCUCCCGCUUCGCUCGUCGUCGCGCAGCCGAUCACGCUCGCGGCCACGGUCGAGCUCACGUUCGCGGUCUCCGAACAAGAAGCCCCAUGCCUUCUACGUCGGCCCAUUCUACAAAUUCUCAUCAUCGAGUGUCUCUGAUGACGAGUACUGGUCCGACUCGCAGUAAAGUGGCGAAAUCCAA